Messenger RNA from Phragmites australis (common reed), 4085 nucleotides. Its product is annotated as putative receptor protein kinase CRINKLY4. The coding region runs from base 641 to 3367 and encodes 908 amino acids. Gene Ontology annotation, biological process: protein phosphorylation. The transcript is spliced from 4 exons. Gene Ontology annotation, molecular function: protein kinase activity; protein binding; ATP binding. Lineage: Eukaryota; Viridiplantae; Streptophyta; Magnoliopsida; Poales; Poaceae. The record is from RefSeq and is a predicted model, not a curated record.
GAGUGCAGUUCAGACAUCCAGACAUGCAGUGCAGACAUACGCGGCGGCGUUGAAUUGAAUUCCCACUGACACUCCCCACCUACGCUGCCUCCAACCAGGAGCUCCUCUUCAAUGCCCGCAUUCAAUGCCCUCGUUUCCCUCUCCUCCCCCGUCCUUCCUCUCUCUCUCAACGAGCACACACGGGCGCCGCUCUUCCUCACUCCAAGCCCGCCGCCGCUCGUCUCUUGGUGGUCGGGUGCAGCGGGGAGACCUGCCGAGCGUGGAUUGGUUCUUUCUUCUGCUGGUUCUUCUUCUUCAUCACCACUCAAGAUAGGCAUUAGUUUGUUACUCAAAGAUUUCGUGGGUUCGGCUAGCCCAAUGCCCCACGCUGAGUCCACCCCUGUGGAGCAGGGGAGUCGAGGAAGCAAGAUGCUGCACUGACGCUCGUGCUUCCACUGUUCAUGCGUGCUGGGAGGGGGACGCUUGAAGCAAUCUUGGUCCAAGAAAGCGUCGAUUUUCUGGGUCCUAGGGAAGAAAAAGAGCAAAUCAACAAAGCAGUGUCCUGUUCAAAUGCUAUGCAGUGAGGGUGACUGAUUAGCCACGCCACCAUCCCUGUUUCUUGCUUCCUCGUAUGUACUGAGGAAAAAGGAAUUUGCCCAGCAUGAACGCCCAAGGCCCCAAGUUUCAAGAAAUGGACCAUGUGUUAGUUCUAGCAGUAUGCUUCCUGGUUUUGCUGCCUGGCUGGGCCUGUGGCCUUGGCUCCAUGUCAUCCAUUGCAGUGUCUUAUGGGGAGGAUGGCCCGGUGUUCUGCGGCAUGAGCUCCGAUGGCUCCCACAUUGUCACAUGCUUUGGUGCGGAUGCCUCUGUUCUGUAUGGCGCUCCCCCCAAUAUCCCUUUCCUCGGCCUUACAGCGGGGGACGGGUUUGUGUGCGGUCUUUUGCUUGAUACCAGGCAGCCUUACUGCUGGGGGAGCAACUCCUACGUCAAGAGUGGUGUGCCACAACCGAUGAUAGAGGGCGCAAAGUAUUCUGAGCUCAGUGCAGGGGACAACCACCUUUGCGCGCUGCGAGCAUCCGCAGAUGGAAUUCAUGGUGCUAAUGGUGGCACGUCACUGAUUGAUUGCUGGGGAUACAAUAUGACUGCCACACAUGUUGUCACUGAAGCCGUUUCUACCAUCUCAGCCGGUUCGGUGUUCAAUUGCGGCUUGUUUGCACAGAACAGGACGGUGUUCUGCUGGGGUGAUGAAACGGUGAGUGGUGUUGUCGGACUGGCACCAAAGAAUGUGCAGUUCCAGUCUAUAGGAGCAGGUGGCUUCCACGUCUGUGGGGUGUUGGAGAAUGCACAGGUGUUCUGCUGGGGCAGGAGCAUGGAAAUGCAGCAAGUGGCACCGUCUAGUGCUAUUGGUGAUGGGGAUGUGAACAUAGUACCAAUGGAUGCGAUGGUCUCUGUAGUCGGUGGACGGUUUCAUGCUUGUGGCAUCAGGAGCCUUGAUCACCAAGUAGCUUGCUGGGGUUUCACACUUCAUAACAGUACAUCGCCACCAAAAGGGCUGAAGAUGUAUGCACUUGUGGCCGGGGACUACUUUACUUGUGGUGUGCCUGCUGAAACAUCUCUGAUGCCAAGGUGCUGGGGCAACAGUGGGCCAUCGGCACUACCAAUGGCGGUUCCCCCUGGGAUUUGUGUACCUACUGCAUGCAGCCGUGGGUACUACGAGUAUGCGAACCAUGGUAAGCUUGGCAGCAGCAAGGUCUGCAAGCCUGCAAAUUCUAGACUCUGCUUGCCCUGUAGUGCAGGUUGCCCAGAAGACUCAUAUGAGUCAUCGCCCUGCAAUACCACGGCUGACCGCAUUUGCCAGUAUGAUUGCUCAAGGUGCGUCACAGAUGAGUGCAUGUCAUUCUGCUUAUCCCAGAAGCAGACCAAGAGCCAGAAAGUAAUGGCUUUUCAGCUGCGUAUUUUUGUGGCAGAGAUUGCGUUUGCCAUCAUUUUGGUGUUGAGUGUGACAGUAAUUGCUUGCCUUUAUGUCCGGCACAAGCUUCGGCAUUGUCAAUGUCCAAAUAGCGAGCUGAGACUGGCAAAGAGCACAGCAUAUUCCUUCCGGAAAGAUAACAUAAAGAUCCAGCCUGAUGUGGAGGAUCUGAAGAUCAGGAGAGCUCAGGAAUUCUCCUACGAAGAAUUAGAGCAAGCAACUGGUGGCUUCUCGGAGGAUUCACAAGUCGGCAAAGGCAGCUUUUCAUGUGUGUUCAAGGGCAUCUUGAGGGAUGGGACAGUGGUUGCUGUGAAGCGUGCAAUAAAAGCAUCAGAUGUGAAGAAGAACUCAAAGGAGUUCCAUAAUGAACUCGACCUCCUCUCUAGGCUCAACCAUGCGCAUUUGCUCAACCUGCUUGGUUACUGCGAGGAUGGCAGUGAAAGACUCUUAGUUUAUGAGUUCAUGGCUCAUGGAUCUCUGUACCAGCAUCUGCACAGCAAGGAUCCAAACUUGAAGAAGCGACUGAAUUGGGCCAGGCGGGUCACCAUUGCUGUCCAAGCUGCUAGGGGAAUUGAGUACUUGCAUGGCUAUGCUUGCCCUCCUGUAAUUCACCGAGACAUCAAGUCGUCAAACAUAUUGAUUGAUGAGGAUCACAAUGCUCGUGUCGCUGACUUUGGUCUAUCUAUAUUGGGUCCUGCAGAUAGCGGCACCCCACUGUCUGAGCUGCCAGCAGGGACACUUGGCUACCUUGAUCCCGAGUACUACCGUCUCCAUUACUUGACUACGAAGUCCGAUGUCUACAGUUUCGGAGUUGUUCUCCUGGAGAUCCUAAGUGGCAGGAAAGCGAUCGACAUGCAGUUUGAGGAAGGGAACAUUGUUGAAUGGGCAGUACCACUGAUCAAAGCUGGGGACAUUUUUGCAAUCCUUGAUCCAGUCUUAUCUCCACCCUCAGACCUUGAGGCUCUCAAGAAGAUUGCUUCUGUGGCAUGCAAGUGUGUCAGAAUGCGAGGGAAAGACCGGCCUUCCAUGGAUAAGGUGACAACAGCUCUAGAGCAUGCCCUUGCUCUGCUUAUGGGCAGUCCAUGCGUUGAGCAACCCAUUCUGCCAACUGAGGUUGUUCUUGGAAGUAGCCGGAUGCACAAGGUGUCACAGAUGUCCUCUAACCACUCUUGCUCAGAGAACGAGCUUGCCGAUGGGGAGGACCAGCGGAUCGAGUACAGGGCGCCAUCUUGGAUAACUUUUCCAAGUGUGACCUCAUCGCAGAGGAGGAAAUCAUCUGCAUCAGAAGCUGACAUCGCUGGCCGAACGACCACAGAUGGCAGAAAUGCCGGGAGCAGCAUAGGUGAUGGACUGCGGUCGCUGGAGGAAGAGAUCGGGCCGGCCUCACCUCAGGAGAACCUGUACUUGCAGCAUAACUUCUGAAGAAAUGUCAGGAGCAGCAGAACAUGCAGUGACUCUGCCAUUUGUGAGCAGCAUUUCAAGUUCAGACUUCGUGACCUACUGCUAUAUGGAAAUGCAUCACAGUGUUUAUACAUCCAUAGUAGCAGGCCAUUUAAAAACAGAGAGCUAGUUAUUAGAGAAGAAACCAGGAAGCAUACUGCUAUAUUAGAGUACUGGAAAAAAAAUUAGCAUCUGGGGGCCUUUCUUUGUAGAUUGAUUUGGUUUCUUCUCUUCUUUCUGAUGCUAUUUAUCUGCGGAUGGUGGUGGUUAAUGGAUUAUCUUAUAUCGUUAGCUUAUGGAAUUGUGUAGUAUUCCUUAAUCCUGCAAAACAUCUCUUCAUGUCAAUUUUCUUCUGGCAGCAAAUUGCAGUGCUAGAUGCCAGUAGCUUUGGGAACCAACUGCAUGUCUGGAUCAUCAUAUCUAACAUUAGUUAACAUAUGUUCUUGUGGAAGGUUUCUUUAGUUGCUUUGCUUGUGAUUCUCAGUAAGAGGUUGGUUGGCCCAGUCUUCUUCGGUAACAGGUGAGAUGUAAUUCUCAGUGGUCUGCCUCAGCGAUGGCUGCUGCCAUGUUCCAUGAACUGCUUAGGGUGUUUGCUUUCAACAUAAUGGAGACAAGUUGCUGUUGAUCAAUUAAUGUUGCUGUGACCUAAUAAACUUGCCAUUAUGUUUGUUGUCGAUGCUUCUUUCAGAAGUCAUCUUGU